Molecule: messenger RNA, 1444 nt
Organism: Morone saxatilis (striped sea-bass)
Lineage: Eukaryota; Metazoa; Chordata; Actinopteri; Moronidae
Gene: fam117ba
Product: family with sequence similarity 117 member Ba
Source: RefSeq, a predicted model, not a curated record
ACUGGUCCCUCUCCCGUCGUGUCAACCGAGGCUAGCCCAGCAUCACCGCCUUCUUCUUUCUGCCCCGUCUCUAUUUUAUGACCUUCUCUUAUUUAUUCCCGGCCACCUGCGCAACGCGUCCUCCUCUCUCUGUUGCACUCCUUUUUCUUUCAUCUCCUCCGACCACAAACCCGUUUUCGUCGUGCCGCAUCAGCCGAGAGAGCGAGAGCGAGAGAGAGAGAGAGAGAAAAACAUCCAUCCACGACGACGACGAGGAAGAGGAGGCAGGGUGCGAGUACAGCAACGCCCAUUUUGACACCUCCUGUAUCGCUACGGUUUCUAUGUCUGCGUGUUUGUGUCCGAGAGGGUUUUCCUCGCUCGUAGCCGGCACUCUGGUCCCUCUGCCCCGCCUGCUCCCGCCGCCUCUUUAGCAUCUCCGAGCAGCGGCGAGUGUCAACAGGGGGCUGGGGUGCUGAAGACCUCCGUGCCCCUUUGCAUGCAGCGCACCUAGACCCCUGUUUCUGCAGACCCCCAGGGCCUGGGCAGAUGAGAGGAGGAGGGGCUCUCACAAACGCUCGGCCUCCUGUGGGAGCACCGACCAGCUCAAGGAGAUUGCCAAAUUGCGUCAGCAGCUUCAGCGCAGCAAACGCAGCAGCCGCCAUCGGAGGGAUAAAGACCGCAAGUCCCCGUUCAAUGGCAGCCAUACCAUCAUCCAGUCGCAGUCGCCUAUGCCCAAAACCAUUCUGAUACCCAUCCCUAUAUCCAAGUCAUCGGCGCCUCGCUUCCGCAACAGCGUGGAGGGCCUCAACCAGGAGAUCGAACGCAUCACCAUCCAGGACACCCCCGAAAAGGACGAGACCAUCGUUCCGCAGGACGUCCCAGAUGGGCACCGCGCACCCCCACCCGUCCCCCCGCGCCGCAGCAGCAGCACGCGCAGCAUCGACACGCAGACUCCCUCAGGGGGUGGCCUGAGCGGUAGCCAUAGCAACUGCAGUAGCCGUCCCGACUCCAUCUCGCCCUCCUACCUCACCGUCCUCAACGACAUGGGUGGAGGCAGCCCCUACGAGGACAAAGAGCUGGGCCCCUGCUCCCCGCUGCCUAAAUACGCCGCCUCUCCCAGACCCAACAACAGCUACAUGUUCAAGAGAGAACCUCCAGAGGGCUGCGAGAAGGUCAAAGUGUUCGAGGAGUCCAUGCCCAAACCUCUGCAGGAGAUCCCCCCCUUCCUGUGUCCCGACCGCAACAAGGUCAACUUCAUCCCCAACAGCGGCUCCGCCUUCUGCCUCGUCAGCAUCCUCAAGCCCUUACUCCCCGCCCCGGACCUCAGCUUUCGCCCCGGGGUGGGCCUCCGGAGCCUGUCCCCGUCCCUCGUGCCUCUGUCCACCCAGCCCUGCCUCCUGGAGGAGCCCGAGAGCUUCUGAUGGCCCUCGACGGCUUUUAAGUCCCCCCACCCCCGCCCCCCCAA